CGUAAUUGUGAUGAACAACCCAAAGAAAAUAGAGAGAAAACGUGCUAUACAUGUGGUAAACCUGGCCAUUUGGUUACUAGAAACUGUGAUGCAGAUCAAGAUAACGAUGAUAAAUAUAAUUCAGGAUAUGGAUCUAAAGGAUCUGGAAGCGGUGGAAGAUGCCAUAAAUGUGGACAAGUAGGUCAUUUUGCGCGUGAUUGUACAGAUUAUGGUAACGGAGGUGACUAUGGAAGCCGUGGGAAAUGUAAUAGUAGUAAUAGCAAGAAAUGCUAUAGUUGUGGCGAACAUGGACAUCUUCAACGAGAUUGUGAUAAGGAACCAAAAUGCUAUAAUUGUGGUCUUCCCGGUCAUCAAAGUAGAGAUUGUGAUUUACCACCAGAUUCUAAAGUUUGCUAUAAUUGUAAACAGGUAUGA
Messenger RNA from Rhizophagus irregularis DAOM 181602=DAOM 197198, 414 nucleotides. NCBI's taxonomy places the organism in Eukaryota, Fungi, Glomeromycota, Glomeromycetes, Glomerales, Glomeraceae. The record is from RefSeq and is a predicted model, not a curated record.